Molecule: messenger RNA, 2461 nt
Organism: Linum tenue
Lineage: Eukaryota; Viridiplantae; Streptophyta; Magnoliopsida; Malpighiales; Linaceae
Source: the annotation of a GenBank genome assembly
GUCCCGCCGUCUAUAAUAAUCAAAUUAGGCGCCACCGGUAGCUUACUCUGCAUUCUCCGCCUUUCGGCUCCCAUCCUCCACCGUCUUCCGUUGUCCGAGCGGCGGAGAAAAGAGAUGGAGGAAACAGCAAUACCCUUCAAGAACUUGCACAGCAGAGAGUACCAAGGUCACAAGAAGAAGGUUCAUUCGGUGGCUUGGAAUUGUACUGGUACCAAGCUCGCUUCUGGCUCCGUUGAUCAAACUGCUCGAAUUUGGCUCAUUGAACCCCACAGCCAUGGAAAAAUUAAAGACAUCGAGUUGAAAGGCCACACAGAUAGUGUAGAUCAGCUCUGUUGGGAUCCUAAACAUUCUGAGCUUAUUGCAACUGCAUCUGGAGACAAGACUGUUCGUCUAUGGGAUGCACGCAGUGGAAAAUGCUCUCAGCAGGCAGAACUUAGUGGAGAAAAUAUUAAUAUUACCUACAGACCGGAUGGCACCCACGUAGCUGUUGGUAAUAGGGACGACGAACUGACAAUUUUGGAUGUUCGGAAGUUUAAGCCAAUCCACAAACGCAAGUUUAAUUAUGAGGUUAAUGAGAUUGCUUGGGAUAUGACAGGAGGGAUGUUCCUUUUGACAACUGGGAAUGGUACUGUUGAAGUGCUUGCAUACCCAGCUCUUCGGCCAGUGGACACUCUUAUGGCACAUACAGCUGGGUGCUACUGCAUCGCCAUUGAUCCAAAAGGAAGGUCGGGUUCAGAAGUUUCAAAAUAUUUCGCAGUGGGGAGUGCUGAUUCACUAGUCAGUCUUUGGGAUAUAUCAGAGAUGCUUUGUGUUAGGACAUUUACAAAGCUAGAGUGGCCUGUCAGGACAAUAAGCUUCAAUCACACUGGAGAGUUCAUAGCUUCUGCAAGUGAAGACUUGUUUAUCGACAUAUCCAAUGUUCAAACCGGUCGAACAGUUCACCAGAUCCCUUGUCGAGCUGCCAUGAACAGUGUCGAGUGGAACCCCAAGUACAAUUUACUUGCAUAUGCUGGGGAUGACAAGAACAAAUACCAGGCUGAUGAAGGUGUUUUCCGUAUAUUUGGCUUCGACUCGGCCUAGAGUUUGUUUGUACCAGCUCGUAUGCAUUUUACUUGAAAUUGUAGUAGCAAGUUAAUUAUGGCCACCAAUCUCUCAAAUCUCAGUUACUUGGAAGAAUGAAUGAAUGAAUGGCACUUUUGCCUACUGAAAGAAAAUAGUUCACACAAGCAGUGUAUGUGAUGUGUACAACAAGUUCCCAAAGUAGUCAAGUCUCUGAGGUUAGGGCGAGUUAGAUCUUUAGCGAUUAGGGGUAGUAGUAGCAGCGCCAUUUCUCCUGUCGUCUCAAGCUCCGAGUUUCGUCAUGGUAAAUUCUCUAGCAUAACCAAUUCUUCCAAUUCUUUUGCAUUCACAUGGCAAUGCUUUCUUGCUCCCCAUCCCCCUUUCUCACCAACACAAAUCUGCAUAUAUCAACAACCGAAGAGAAGAAUCCAAAUAUCAGAUCUUUACCUCAAGGCAAUGAAACGAGACUAUCUUUACACUAUCUCAACAAAUGAAUCAAUCAUCUUACCUCGAACCACCAUCUUCUGUUGCCAUUAAUCUCUGUUUUCCCCUCAUCUGUACUAAAAUCCGCCGCAAAGAACUAAUCUUGAAGCCAAAACUGCCAACCCCGCAAAGCAAAGCAAACCGAUUGCUACUGAGUUCUGGGAAACCCAAGUCACCGGCUUCCACUUAAUUUCCACACUUGAACUCUUCAUCUUCUUGCCGCCGGUGCAGUAGGGAUCUUUCCCCAGCUCAAAGCUCCCGCCUUUCAUCCUCAGUUCCUGAAUACACCUCGCCACCGCCCGCCCGUCACACCGCUCCCUCCCCACUCUCUUCCACACCUUCCAGUACCUGUACAGCUGCACCUGUACCAACCACACAAACACGAGUGAGGUGCACAAGGAAACUACCCCUGGUACCCACCAUUUCCCGCACUUCCCCUCUCCAGAAGAUGAAGAAGAAGAAGUGAAGAGUAUGGUGAAGAAGAGUCCGUGGAAGAUUAGGAAGAAGGAGCAGAGCUGGAAGAUCUCUCGCUUGAUCGAAUCGAGUCGCGAUUCCUUGGCGGCGAUCCGCCGCCCGCUGAGAUCCUCUUCCCUCUGCCACAGCUUCAGGAGGAGCAAAUGCCCCGGGCUGCGGGAGAUCUCCGUCAGCGGGUGGUUCUGGAUCGCCGUCGCAACGACGAGGAGCUGCCUCUGCUCUUCGUUGUCGACUGGAAUCUCGACGAUGUGAUGGGAUUCCGUCAUUUGUUAGAAGAUUAAUGGAAACUGGAACUGUAAACAGAGUGGAAACAGAGUACAAUCGGAAGUGCAACGCAGAAGAACAAGAAGAGAAAACGAAUGAGCAGUAAGACUUGGGAACAGAAGGCAAGGAAGGAAGGCGAGUUGAGAGAUUGAGAAUGGAUCGAAUGCUUGGUAAUGGAGGG